AGACUAAUCUUGAAAACAUGAUUCCUGCAGCUGUUGACACUGAGUGCUCUGUGUUUGUGCUGCCACAGAAAGAACUGGCUACGCUUGGUGAUGAAACGCAGGACGCGCUAAGGCCUGAAAUGUGCUUGCAGCUCGGGUCUGCUCGCCAUGAACAGGUAUACAACCAUCAGGCAGCUCGGUGACGGCACCUACGGCUCUGUCCUCCUGGGGAGAAGCAUCGAAUCCGGGGAGCUAAUUGCUAUUAAAAAAAUGAAGAGAAAGUUUUACUCCUGGGAGGAAUGCAUGAAUCUUCGAGAGGUUAAGUCUUUGAAGAAAUUAAACCAUGCCAAUGUGGUAAAACUGAAAGAGGUAAUCAGGGAAAAUGAUCAUCUUUAUUUUGUGUUUGAAUACAUGAAAGAAAACCUGUAUCAGUUAAUGAAAGAAAGAAACAAACUGUUUCCAGAAUCUACAGUUAGGAAUAUUAUGUAUCAGAUUCUGCAAGGACUUGCAUUUAUCCACAAGCAUGGGUUCUUUCACAGAGACUUGAAACCUGAAAACCUCCUUUGCAUGGGGCCAGAACUUGUGAAAAUAGCAGACUUUGGCUUAGCCCGAGAAAUCCGCUCUCGACCUCCUUACACUGAUUAUGUAUCCACAAGAUGGUAUAGGGCUCCUGAAGUCCUUCUGAGAUCCACCAGCUAUAGUUCUCCAAUAGAUAUCUGGGCUGUAGGUUGUAUAAUGGCAGAAGUUUACACACUGAGGCCUCUCUUCCCAGGUGCCAGUGAAAUUGAUACUAUAUUCAAGAUUUGCCAAGUCCUGGGGACUCCAAAGAAGAAUGACUGGCCUGAGGGCUACCAACUUGCAUCUUCCAUGAGUUUUCGCUGGCCUCAGUGUGUGCCUAACAACCUAAAAACCCUCAUACCCAAUGCUAGCAGUGAAGCAGUGCAGCUGAUGAGAGACAUGCUGCAGUGGGACCCCAAAAAGCGGCCAACAGCUAGUCAGGCACUGCGAUACCCAUACUUCCAAGUUGGACAUUCCCUAGGCAUUCAGGAACUGGGAAAACAGAAGGAACUGCAUGAUAAAUCAGCUCUGCAUCAUAUUAAGCCUGUGCCCCCAGCACAACCUCCUCCCAAACCCCACGCACGUGUCUCGUCAAGGCCAUUCCAGCAAAGCCAGCCAGCUCAGCAUGGGAUGUAUCCGUAUAAACCAGACCCGUCCGGAGCUGACCACAGCAGCCAGUUACGGGAGGACAAGUCUAACCAGGUGCUACUGCCUGCAAUUCACAAUAAGGUCCCUCUGCAGAAAGUAUCUGGUGGGGCUGAAAACAUAAACAGUGAACUCCAGCCCAAAGCUAGGCGAAGAUGGGGACAUCUUGCUAGAACAGUGAAGAGUUCUGAAGCCUGGGAUGACUUGGAAGAUCUUGAUUUCAGCUCUUCCCUCUCCAGAACUGACCUGAAAAACAAGAAGAGGCAGAGUGAUGAAACUCUUUGUAGAUUUGAGAGCAUUUUGGACCUGAAGCCUUCGGAUGCUGUAGGUUCUGGCAACACUGCAGCCUCGCAUGCUGCCUUUCCCAGGCAGGACACUCCCACCCUGCGAGUUUCUGCAGCAAAGCAGCACUACUUGAGACAUGCUAGGUACCUACCUGGAAUAAGCACAAGGAAUAGCAUAGUUUCCACUUCAAGCAAAGAGUCUGUUCCAUCUAAUCUCUGGCCUAGUUCUUGUUUGCCUGGGAAAGCGUCAGCUUUGGGAGGAAGUAUCAACAGGAUGAAUUCAGGGCCCAUAGGAUCAAAUGGUCUCACUGGUGGCUACAUCCCUUCGUUUCUGAAGAAGGAAGUAGGCUCUGCUGGGCAGAGGGUUCAGUUGGCACCAAUUGUGGAUCCAUCUUCUAAUUAUGCUUCUUUGAAGUCAGUAGGACCCCAUCUUGGACGACCAUCGUUUAAUUCGCCUUCGAGAAGCACGCCAAAGUUAAUGCCCCUUCCUCCACCCGCCCAGCCCAUCCAUGGCCGUAUUGACUGGUCUGCAAAGUACGGUGCUCACCGGUGA
Messenger RNA from Tinamus guttatus (white-throated tinamou), 2019 nucleotides. The record is from RefSeq and is a predicted model, not a curated record. Lineage: Eukaryota; Metazoa; Chordata; Aves; Tinamiformes; Tinamidae.